This is a messenger RNA of Rhagoletis pomonella (apple maggot), 819 nucleotides long. Its product is annotated as trypsin. Gene Ontology annotation, biological process: proteolysis. The record is from RefSeq and is a predicted model, not a curated record. Lineage: Eukaryota; Metazoa; Arthropoda; Insecta; Diptera; Tephritidae. The transcript has a single exon. Gene Ontology annotation, molecular function: serine-type endopeptidase activity. Bases 7 to 819 code for a protein of 270 amino acids.
AUUACGAUGAAGAACUUCUUACUCGCAUUUCUGUUGGUCGGUUCGGCAUGUGCUGCGCCUAAAACCUUAAGACCUGAGUCUCGAAUCAUUGGUGGUGAAGAGACCACUGCGUUGCAAUUGACACCAUAUCUGGUUUCGCUUAGUGUGUCGUCCAUUGCAUAUGGACAUGUUUGCGCUGGUGCCAUAAUCGGCAGGGAAUGGGUGCUGACAGCUGCACAUUGUUUGAGCGAAUUGAAUAAUUUAAAUGGCGAUGCAAUCGGGCUACCAAUUUACGCCGGCAUACAGGAUCGCUCCGAUAUAGAGAACGCACAAAUUCGCAACAUUGAUUUUUACUUCAAUCACAAGCAAUUCAAUGCAAGUGACGUAAGUUCUCCAGACAUUGCGCUCCUACACGUCUCGCAGCCUUUCGAAUUCAAUAGCAAUGUGUAUUCAAUUAUUUUGCCAUACCAAGGAGAAGCAUACACUAAUAAGACCUCCCAUACAUAUGGUUGGGGUUUGACAGAUGCUGAUGCACAGGAGUACGAGAAAAAAUUGCAGUUUUCUCAGAGCGAAGUGCUAUCUGAUAACGGGUGUCGUGAGGAAUUACCAGUAGAUACACCAUUGGGAACCAAUCAGAUUUGCGCUAAGACAUCGGCUUGCUUUGGAGAUGGUGGCAGUCCAUUGGUGUACGAAACCACGGGUGGAGCUGAGCUAGUCGGCAUAACUUCAUGGGGAUACUUGCCAUGUGGAUACAAUGGACGUCCAACAAUUUACACUGAGGUCUCGCGCUAUAUUAGUUGGAUUACAGAAGUUCAAUGGGCAUACUACAUAUUGCAUUAA